Messenger RNA from Podarcis lilfordi (Lilford's wall lizard), 10575 nucleotides. The record is from the annotation of a GenBank genome assembly. Lineage: Eukaryota; Metazoa; Chordata; Lepidosauria; Squamata; Lacertidae.
AUGAGGGGAGUCGCGCGCACAGAACGCUGUGCCUCAGGUACGUUAAAAAUUCGAAAACAGAUACGGCGGUUGCCCGCUUGCGCAUGCGCACUCACGCGAGCCUGUCGCGGGGUGAGCCCGGAAGAGGAAGUGGAAGAGCGGGGUGAAAGGUCAGUGGCUGAGGGAGACAGCAUGGCCGGCAUCCCGGGGAAAGGGAAGAAGCGGCAGAAGGAGCAGCACGAUGCUGAGAGAACGAGCGAAGGGCUUGUCCCUGAGGGGGGACAAGGCAGCGCCCCCGAGCAGGGCCAGGUCCUGUUCCCGCCGUCUUUCAGCGUCUCGGAAAUCAAGAACAAGCAGCGGCGCCAUUUCAUGUUUCUGCGCUGGAAGCAGCAGCAAAGGAAGGUGCGAGUUGUGAGAGGGAGGGAGGGAGGUUGGGAAGAGGGGCCGCUGGCAGAUGAUACGUCGCAGCUGUCCGGAACUUGGGGAGCCUGAAAUGAGGAGGAGGGAGAGGGAUGGUUGGAAGCUGUUGGGGCGUUUAAAGGCGCACACGUGGUUGGGGGGGGGCGAUGAAGUAUUAACAAAAUACCGAGACUGGGGCAGGGAGAUGCUUCGUCGUGAGAGGGAUCGGGAGGUACUGUACGUCUUUUCGUUUGAUUUCGGUUGAUCAGGCCCGAUUUCAAGUGCCCACUCAGAGGCAAAAACUCAAAUCGAUGGGCUGGGCAAGUCAGUUCUCUCAGAUUGAGCCACAGGGUGACGGGGGGGGGAGAGAAAAUGGGAUAACACUACUGUGCACAUCCUGGAAGAGAGGUAGGGAAGAAAUGUGGCAAGUUCUUCUGCCUUUAAAACUUAUUGUUGAGAGCAUUGUAUUGAGUUUUUAUCUCAUCUAUGUGAUCAGUACCUGAAUUUCUGUAUAUACUAGCUUUGCUAUCGUUCGUGAGAAGGCUGUGCCUGUUCGUUCAUUCUUAGUGGCCAAGUUUAUCAAAACGUUUUGUUUUCUUUCUUUCCCCCCUGUAUGGUCCAGGAGAAAUUAGCCAUUAAGAAAAAGAGAAAAAAGGAGCGAGAAGCACUUGGAGACAAGGUAAAGGGGAAGAAGUAGGAAUUUAAUGUGUCUUAAUAUGUAAAGGGCCAUUCACGGAUGACUCUGGGGUUGUGGCGCUCAUCUCGCUUUAUUGGCCGAGGGAGCCGGCAUACAGCUUCUGGGUCAUGUGGCCAGCAUGACUAAGCCGCUUCUGGCGAACCAGAGCAGAGCACGGAAACGCCGUUUACCUUCCCGCUAGAGUGGUACCUAUUUAUCUACUUGCACUUUUGGCGUGCUUUCGAACUGCUAGGUGGGCAGGAGCUGGGACCGAGCAACGGGAACUAACCCCGUCAAGGGGAUUCGAACUGCUGACCUUCUGAUCGGCAAGCCCUAGGCUCUGUGGUUUAGACCACAGCGCCACCUGUGUCCUGUCUUAAUAUGUACUUUUUUAUUAAUAAAAGUAAACGUUCAUUGACUUGCAACUGACUUUGUAGAGUUUAUUUUCUCUUGUACAGUGAAUUCCUGAUAUGUGUACAUUUGUUGUAGCAAGUGGUCUUAGAAAACAUUCUCGCCAUUGGGUGCAAUACCAUUGGAUAGAUAGGUUAUGUGACUGUGGGGACUCAAUAAAAUACUAGACCUGCAGGGGCCUUCAUAGCCUAUGUAGUCCAACCUCCUACUCAGUGCAGGAAAUUAGAACUAGAGCAUCCCCAACAGAUGGCUGCCCUGUCUCAGCUUGAAAGUGGAGAGCCCAGUACUGCUCUAGAUAACUGAUUUCAUCAUCAAACUGCCCUCUACCCAGUUAACCAAACUUUACCCCCCUGUAACACACACACACAAUGUUUUCACAUUAUGGAAUCACACCAUCCGUAACAGAGAGGUGAUAAUACUAUUCUGCCUUACGUGGAUAUUAUUGCAAAUAAGAACAUCUUCCAGGCUUGAGGGAACCUCCAAUGAAAAAUUGCUGAAUGGGAGCUCCUUGGUAUGUUUAUGAAUGGUGAAGGGUAGCAGAAGUUCCAUUAUUUGCAAUAUGUGACUGUAAGCACCCACAAUUUGACCACAAAGCCCUGGCAUAGUAUUGCUCCUGGGUGUUAUGGGGAAUUGAAAAUGGUUGACAGCAGUUAUCUCCUGCUAGAUAAAAACUGGAAAAAUGUGGGUAUGGGUCGAAGACCCAAAGCACGAGAGCCUUCAACCCUGGUAAGACCCUUGGCAACUGAAAGUGAAAGGCACUGACAGUGGGUUUGAGUACUGAUCUGCAGCUGCAGACCUUUGAAAAGAUGCAAUGUGAUAACCAAAUACUAAGGUGGUGUUGCCAUUUUGGUAGCCUUUUCAUGCAUUACAGAAGUAUUAGUGAAUUUUAUUCUGUUGUAAGAAAAACAGUUUUGGAGCACAACCACUGCUUGCUUGUGUGCAAAUGUAAUACAUUUUAGUAAUUGCAGAAUUUUGAUAAUUUCUAUAGUUAUAAUUCUGUUUCGAACCUUUAAACAUUCAGAAAUUAUUAAAAUUGAUUACACUUGAUGCGAGCACAUUGUUUUGAGUAGCUAAUAGAAACUUAGCUACUUUGCGGUACUGUUUCAGAAAACAGUUACUUUUUGGUGUGAGUACAUUUUGGCUAAAGGAGGUCCUACUGCCAGACUUAAUCAACACACUUAACACAGUCUGUGGAAUGCUCUUCCCAGGGAGCUUCAUUAUACAUCUUUAGGCGAAAGAAGUUCCUUUUUAACCAGGCCUUUGGUUGAUUUGAUUGACAUCCUAUGUCCUUUUAAAAUGUGGGGGUUUGGGGGGGGUUAUUGGGUUUUUAUUUUGAUUAUAUAUUUUUUGGUUUUAUAUUUUGAUUUUGUUCUGUGAACUGCCCUGAGACCUCCGGGUAUAGGGCAGUAUAUAAAUUAAAUAAAUAAUAAUAUUUUUACUUUUAAAAACUACUGGAGCAGUUGUUGGAAAAAGAGAUGACAUGAAUAUUUAUUAUUUUAUAUUAUUUUUAUUUCUUACAGGCACCACCAAAGCCGGUACCAAAGACAAUUGAAAACCAGCGUGUAUAUGAUGAAACCACAGUUGAUCCAAACGAUGAAGAGGUAGCACUAUUUGAGAAAACUAUAGUUUCCCUUAAAAUGUGCCAAUGUCGAAUAACAUUUCCCUUUUGUAUAUUCUGAAUAGUUUUUGCAUGAUUACAUUUAAUAAAUAAUCAAAGUAGAUGGAUGUGGAUAAAAUUAUUUAAUUCCUUUUUUCUGUUUUGUAAUAGGUUACUGAUCAAAUGUUAAAUUUUCAAGCUGGUAGAGCCUAUUUCUCAAUAAAAUAUUAAACACUGGAUUUUUAUUUUGCAAGAUAAAGCAAGUUUCCCUAAGAUUUUUCUCAGAAGGUCCCAGGUUCAAUCUCUGAAAUCUUAAGUGAUCAGAUAGCAGAAGGUGUGAAAGAUUGGAGCACUGCUGCAAGUUAGAUAAGAUAAUAAUGAUUUAGAUGGGCACACACAGUCUGGCCUGUCUUAAGGCAGCCUUUUAUGGUCCUGUCUUGAAAAUAUACCUGAAGCAUCUGCCUGACGGUAGAUAAAAAGAAGUGCCUCUGAGCCUUAUGUUACAGUCUUAUUUUAAAAGGCCUCAUAUGUGUGGCUUAAUAUUUAAAGAUUGUUAUCCAAAUGUCUACAAGUAUAUGUAUGGUUCUGGUAUGAAGUGAUUACCGGCUGCUAAAGGUUUCGAUUUUUAGCAUCAUCAUCAACAACAAAAAUACUCUUGUGUGAUUUCAUGCAAUAUUUAUCAUUUUAUAUUUCCAGGUUACUUUGGAUGAAGCUACAGAUGAAUUUGCACCCUAUUUCAACAGGCAGACGGUUCCAAAGAUUCUUAUCACGACAUCUGACAGACCCCGUGGGGUAAAAAAAUACUUUUAAAUAAAAUACAGUGGUACCUCGGGUUACAUUUGCUUCAGGUUACAGACUCCGCUAACCCAGAAAUAUUACCUCAGGUUAAGAACUUUGCUUCAGGAUGAGAACAGAAAUCGUGCAGCAGCAGCAGCGGGAGGCCCCAUUAGCUAAAGUGGUGCUUCAGGUUAAGAACAGACCUCCAUAACGAAUUAAGUUCUUAACACGAGGUACCACUGUAAAAAGAAAGAUGGUAAAAGCUUGUUAUACCUAGCUUAUACGUAAGGUCAGGAGGCAUAACAUUGCGGGAUUGUUUAUUUGCUCCAGAUUUCUUAUCAGUUUGUAAAUUAUAAUGUGUAUGAUCUACUGCCAGUUUCUUCUUUUUAAAAAAGAAUGAUGCACAAUAAUCUUCAUAUAACCUUAAAAAUUGAAGUGCAGUGACCCAUUCACAAAAAUCACAUGUUUGAAGAAAAACUCACUUAAAAUAUUUGGUGGCUAUAAUGGAAGAAUAACUUGAUACAUAUAUUUUUUUUAGCCAAGAUAUCAGAAUUAAUUGGUUAUCUGCUAUAUUUUCCCCAGAAUUAUCUCACCCAACCAAGUCUUUUGCAUAAACUUUUUUUUUUUUUUGCAGAGAACUGUGAGAUUCUGUGAACAGUUAUCAACUUGUAUUCCGAAUUCACAUGUUUACUAUCGAAGAGGACUGGCUCUAAAAAGAAUUAUUCCACAGUGUAUCUCAAGGGACUUCACAGAUCUGAUUGUUAUUAAUGAAGAUCGUAAAGUACCAAGUAUCCUUCACAUAUGAGACUCUCUUUUAUACAGUAGUUAUUAAUGUUACUGUUGGUAAUUGCUGUCCUUGGCUCUUUGGAGGGUGGGAGGGCAAGAUAGAUAAAUAAAGAUAGCACAAUUAGAUUAUAAGCAAAAACAGCAUUUUAGUGGUACUUAAGGAUGUGCAUGUAUGAUAUGUAAUGUGGAAACUGCAGUUUUGCAUAAAGUAUAGAAUGGUAAGUGCAAUAAUUAUUACUCUUGUGCUGGAUAGUCUGUCACUAUUUUAAGUUUCUACAGAAGCUGCCUUUGUACCGGGUGCUUUUAUGUGAAAAUUAUUUAAUUAUGUUUGUCUUAACUCUGUUGGAAUAGAUGGGCUUGUGUUAAGUCACUUACCUGAAGGUCCAACUGCUCAUUUUAGGAUGAGUAGUGUUCGUCUGCGUAAAGAAAUAAAGGUGAGUUUAUUUUCACAAGCAGAGUCUUCCAACUUGCGAGACUGUGUGCUCAGUGUAAUACUCUGCUAUUUGUUCUAGCGAAAAGGAAAAGCUCCCUCAGAACAUCAGCCUGAAAUAAUCCUGAACAACUUUACAACACGAUUGGGCCAUUCCAUUGGGCGGAUGUUUGCUUCUUUAUUCCCUCACGAUCCCCAGUUCGUUGGUAGACAAGUAGCUACAUUUCACAAUCAGCGUGACUAUAUAUUUUUCAGAUUCCAUAGGUGAGUGGAAACUUGUGUUGCAAGGUAUGAGAACUCGCUGCGCUUGACAUUUUUGCUAAUGUUUCCCAUCAUCUUUUAAAGAUACAUCUUCAAAAAUGAGAAAAGGGUGGCAAUUCAAGAACUGGGCCCACGUUUUACACUGAAAUUAAGAUCUCUUCAAAAGGGAACGUUUGAUUCUAAAUUUGGCGAAUAUGAAUGGAUUCACAAGGUAUUAUAUUUCAACAAUCUCUUAGCAAUGAAGGAUUCUGUAUAUGUAAGAAAUGUCAAGAGGCUAGACAAUUUACAGGGUGCAAAUAGUAGUGCACUUAAUUGGGUAUGCAACAUCUUUCUUCUACAAAAUAUUUAAAAAUUGCCUUGAAAUUGCCAUUCCCAUAUUCGUUUUCCUGAAUAUGGAGUGACAGAGUUUUAUAUAUUUAGCUUGGACAGCAGCCAGAACGCAAAGAGCCAUACAUCUAGUUCAUGUGUACUCUUUGUUCCAUGGCAAAACCAUAUUUUGGGGUAGUUUCAAGGUUGCUUUUUUAAGGCAUUGGAUCAGCUGUUGAGAGAAUUCCAUCUUCCUUUGUGCAGUUCCUAAAGUCAAGCAUCUACAGAUUUGGGCUGGCUUUCAUUACCAAGCCAGAAGUUUGCUUGUGAGGGCCUUAUCCAUAUCAUUCACUGUACUUGUCAGCACCUUGUCCAUUUGAGGCAAUCCUGUUUUCAAUUAUGCUUGUUCCUAGGUACAUCUACCUAUUUUAAUGUAUUAAUGGGCUUGUCUAUAACAAAGCAACCAGGGCAAUUUGCCGAGCAAAAAUAAUUUAACUGGGAGUAAGGUCCAUUGAACACAGCAAGCAUGCACAGGUUCAUGCUGUUGGUCACUAGUCCUGUGCCUUUUCUAUUACUGUGGUUGGGGACAACCCCAGCUUGCUUUCUUCAGUUCCAUGUUUAGAGCUGAAGGGGCAAGCAGGCAGUUCCUGCAGUUGCACUUCAUAUUAGGUGGUCACAGAAGCCCAGUGCAAUUGUAGGGAUUGUCCCUUCCACUUUCCAGCGCCAAACCAGGAGCAGGGACUCAUUUGGGCAUGUGCCAAAACAAGUCCUUUUUUUGCCUACCGGUGUCAAAGUAAGAUUUAGCUGCCAGCCCAAGUGGCAUCAUCUUGCCAUCUGCCUCGAGCAGCGAAAGUCUUGGGCUAGCCCAGCCAGGAAGCACAAACCAAAUUAUUUGAUGACCUAAAGUGAGGCUGACUUAACUUUUGAUGUGCUUAUGUGGCUACCUAAUCCCCUACCUAAACUCCUUGUAUCUGCCUGGUAUUUAGCAUUCCUAACAUGCAAAAAAAAAACAAAAAAAACCCCUAUUAAAAUUGUUUAAUAUUUAAUAAUCUGUCUCUUACUCACGACCGCUUUAUCUUUUAGCGCCGUGAAAUGGACACAAGUCGAAGAAAAUUCCACCUGUAACAGACUAAGAAUGCAAAACUGCUGUUUCAUUUUCUGCUGAGUUUUCAGGAACACGGGUUGCUAAGGAGUUGCCUCAAGUCUAUUCUUGGUCUACACGGAAAACCCCCAAAUGACUAUUUUCACCAGACUUUACAUAAGCAUCAGUCGAACUACCCAUCUUCUUCAGUGCCUUGAGUACAUUCCUCACAUCACUGCUACUUUGAAGUGGAAGAUUUCAUGUUACAAUAGCAAGAAAAUGAAUAAUCUGCCAAUAACUUGUAUUUAAGAUAUGAACUCUUAAUCCUGUUCUUUGCAGAGGGCGUUUUGUUUCUAAAGUAGGCUCUGUUUUAGGAGUAGAAUCCUGAUACUUGGAGAACAGCACACAUGCUCAUUCAGUUGUUUAUCAAGAUCAGUUGUCAAAAGUAAAGAUUGUCAAACACCAUUUUCAAUAAUUUGCAAGGGUUGUCUUGUAUCUUAACUUGUAUGGUCACGUAUUCAGUGUUGAUUAAGGUAUGGAAAUACAAGUCAAGUAUUGCAUAAAUCUGUAAUGGGGGAGGGAAUCCAAGUCUCUAUUUAACUCUGAAAAUACAAGAGACAGGAGACAGUGAAGAGCACUGCAUUCUGCUUCAUGGAAGGCAGUGCACCCCAAAUUUCUCCCUUCUUCACAGAAAAACUUCAGUAAGGGUUAAAGGCAUAUAAAACAGGUUUCAUUAAAAACCACUCUUCAUAUAUUGAUUUAAAUAAAAAUACAAUAAAAAAACUUUGCUAAUUUUAAAUCCGAGUAUUACCUUGCAGUUAUUAUUGUUUAUAUGCAAAGCAGCUCAUUUAAGUCCUGGUUUAAUGGUUGUUAAAUGUAUGGCCUACCACCCAUGCACAGCCACAAGGAGAGAGGAAUUUGUUAUUUUAAACUAGCUGUGGCUUGUUAAGUCUUAACUGCCGGAAACUGGUGAGUUUAAACUGUUUGGUCAACAUAAACUUUAAAACAGAGGUAAUAACCCUAAGCAGCUUCCAUCUUAGAAUAAUGCCAAACUGGUUGCUGUCCUCAGUUGUAGAAUCCUUUAACCCCAAGGUACUUGAUGCAGUCCCCUCUAAAUAUUGAGUAUAACUCACAUCAACCUGACAAUUAACUGCACCCAGCAGGGGCUGUGAUGGGAAGUUGGGAGCCCAACAUCUGCGGGGCAACAGGUUGACUACCCCUGCUCUAACCAUUGUAAUAAGAACAAGAAGUGGCAGGCUGCUGCUGCUGCAAGCAGUUUGAAGUUGUCUUGCUUGUGCCAUUUUAGAAAGCUACAUUUUGACAAUGCCCUGUUGUUGUUUUUUAUCUAAUGUGUAAAGCAUUAUACCAGCAAAGUUAUUAAAUCAACUCUUUAUUGCUUGAAUAUAAAAUUGAUUCCAUCAUGAUAACAGAAGUUAUUGCAACUAGCAUACAAGUUUAGAGAGGUAGAUUGUAAGAAGUUUGACAACAGUAGCAGUAUUACUAGUUCUAAGUUGGCACAUUUAACACAAAGUUUCUGUACAGGUUCCAGGUCACUCUCUUUCACUUCCAUAUUCACCAAACCCACAACAGAUUAGAUCUGAAAAACACAAAAGAAAAACUCAUUGCAGGAAAACUAUUUGCUGGUAUGUGUGAAUUCUGAAAACUACUAACUCCUUCAACUGAGCUCUUCUGUCUGCAAUUCCAAAUACAUAGAGCUAAACAAAAUUGCUAAGAUGCAAAAAAACAACAAAAAAAGCAGCUUUCCUCCCAUGUGGCCACUAAAUGUUUUUUAAGUUACAAAGGAAGUUUGCUAGUCAGGCUUAUUUUACUUAGGAGUUGCAGGGAGAUGGGUGCUCUAGGAAGGCUGAAGGCUAGCUAGCCCUCAUCUGUGUAUCUGUCGCUGAGAGAACAUACAGCAGGUUUUCCCCCAAAGAUCAUAUGGCACAUGGGAUUAUCUGCUCAUUCAUAUAUCCUACAUAGACCAGCUUCACCAACCUGGUGCCUUCCAGCUGUUUUGGCCUACAUUUCCCAUCACGUUGGCUGAGGUCAAUAGGCAUUGGACUGCAGCACAAGGUUAGGAAAGGAUGACUGCCCCAGCUCACAGGCAGCCAAGAGAUUUAACAUUAGUUCUAUCAAAAGUCACUAAGAAGUUUUUAAUGUGAAACGGUAAAUGGAGCCCUGUAUCUUCACAAAAUUUAAUUAUUUAAAAAUUACAGUAUGUUAGUAGCUAUGCACAAUUAGUUCUCAUUUAUGAUUCACAAUAACAAGUUCUUAGCCGGGAAACUGGUGAAACUUAAGCUGCACUACUAUACACUUGCCUAGGAGAAAGUCCUAUAGAACACAGUGGGACUUACUUUCUAGAAAGCAUAUCUAGCAUUCAACUCAAGUGGGUGUUAGUAGCAUAACUCUGUAGCAUAAGGAAUGGAACCAUAAUUAUUUUGGGUAGGGUGAGGAAUAUGUUCCUGGGCUACAGCUUCCAGCAUCCCUAACCCUUGGGACAUGCUAGCUGGAGAUGAGGGAGCUGAAGUCCAACAGCAUCUAGAGGGCUGCAGAUUCCCCAUCUCUUUUAUAAAGACGCCUAAGCCAUAGAAUUCACUUAAAAGCUUACCACUAAAAGAGUCCACGUAGGUCACACAAGUUAGAGAAAUGAACACACUUUCUGCGGCCUAAAUGGAUUUGUACUUGAAGAAACUCCUGUUAGUAGGGGGUCAUGAUGCGCAUUCUGCAGGCAAAACUGCUUCAAGUCAGCUGCAGCUUGUGAAACCUAGAACAAAUUCACAUGAUUCAGUAAUAUACUUAAUAGGAUGUUAAUAUGCAUAUACUAAUCAGAAAUCAAAAUGGAUUCCUCACCCCACCCCCCAAGGUACCAGUUGGACUGAUCUGGCCCAAGCCUAAUUGUUUUCCUUCACUGGCAGCAGAUCUCCAAGAAGCAGCACAGCUAGGUAAUUUUUGAUCCUAGACUUCAUGGACGAACCUUCUGACAGCUGGGUGUAUUAUUUGAGUCAUCAAGUACAUAGUAUUUCUUCACCCACUCUACAUGCUUUAGAACAAAAGCUAACAAAGAACAUCAAAUCAGAGCCGCCGUCAUGCAAUCUGGGGAGUAAGCAUAAUCUGGUAUACAAAUACUGUACAUUUAGGGAUGCGGGUGGCACUGUGGGUUAAACCACAGUGCCUAGGACUUGCCGAUCAGAAGGUCGGCGGUUCGAAUCCCCGCGAUGGGGUGAGCUCCCGUUGCCCGGUCCUUGCUCCUGCCAACCUAGCAGUUUGAAAGCACGUCAAAGUGCAAGUAGAUAAAUAGGUAUCGCUCCGGCGGGAAGGUAAACGGUGUUUCUGUGUGCUGCUCUGGUUCGCCAUUAGUCAUGCUGGCCACAUGACCUGGAAGCUGUACGCAGGCUCCCUCAGCCAGUAAAGCGAGAUGAGCACCGCAACCCGAGUCGGUCACGACUGGACCUAAUGGUCAGGGGUCGCUUUACCUUUACCUUACUAUACAUUUGGUAAAGCAAAAUUAGUAAAGUGAGCACCUGUAUUUGUGUACACACUCAGUUGACUAUACUACUUUUUAAAACCAGGAAGGAUGCGGUGAUCUGCAUCAGCCCCCCAUGAGGCCACACAUCAGUCCUACUUAGCACCACUGCCUUUAAGACCAGCCAUCUGAACUCUUAUUAAUGGGAGAUGUCACAGAAGAAUCUGGCACUACACCUCUAACUUGGGGCGGGGGGGAGAUCUGUGGCUCCCCACAUGCUGCCCUCCACCUCUCAUCAGUCCCAGCCAGUACAACCAAUUGGCAACCGUGGUGGGAGCUGAAAGUCCAACAAGAUCUUGAAGGCCACAGGUUGCCCCCCCUCCACUGCAGAACUGUAAGGUAUUCUCAC